CGCUGUUCUGGUGAUCUACUCUCUGUCUACAUUAUUGGUCGAACUUUGAAUUUUUUCUCUCAUUAGAAUGAUUGGGAAAAAAAAUUGCUUACAUGUCUGGACACUCAUAGAUUUGAAGGCUCAAAUUUCGACGGAAACUGAUUCUUCAAGAAGAAAGUUAGAAAUUUUAUUUGAAUCAAAUGGUACAGUAUGUGCUGCACAGGCAGCUGAAAUAUUAAAAUGUAUAGGAUGUGCUCCACAUAAGAUUCAAGCUAUUAAAAUUUUAGAAUCUAGAUUAGAGUCUAUGACAUGUAAAGAAGCCAAAGAAGUUAUUGGUGCAGUCAGUAUCCAUAAAGAUAAGAUAGACAUUUUAGAAUGUAUCAAAAGAGUUUUAACUGACAAUGAAACUAAAUUAGGUGAAGAAUAUAUUUUAAGUGCUUUCCCGUAUGAACAUGAUAAAAAUCAAGCUCUGAAUGUCUUGAACACUGUCCGAACUGAUAGAUCUGUCAAACUAGCAGCUGGUGGUCACCAAGGUUACGCUGCUCUUGGUGGUUUAUUUACACAAGCUAGACCAUUACAUCCACAUCUUUAUGGUCCAAUUGAAAUUCAAGCUAGGAUGAUGGAGGACAAAAGUAAAGGACUGAUUCCUGCUAGAGCAAGGUCAGACUACAUGAAUUCAACCUAUGCCACAAGCCAUCCACCUAUGCCAUAUAUCAGAGAUAAAACAUACCAAGAGGAGCGUGGUUACCCAGGUAGCUCAGGUUACCCAGCCAACAUAAAUAAUAGUUCUCAUAACUACCCUUCUGGUGCACCUCCAUUACAUAUGAGUGGUGGAUCACCAGCCCCAACUGGCUAUUACACUCUAGAACGAUCUGCUUACGUUCAAAACUAUAGUUAAGCAUACAUUCUUAC
Messenger RNA from Lottia gigantea (owl limpet), 891 nucleotides. RefSeq lists its product as hypothetical. The record is from RefSeq and is a predicted model, not a curated record. The transcript has 8 exons. NCBI's taxonomy places the organism in Eukaryota, Metazoa, Mollusca, Gastropoda, Lottiidae. The coding region runs from base 68 to 877 and encodes 269 amino acids.